UUUCUUUUUCUUUUUUUCCCUCUGCUGGUGCAUUUGCCUUCGUGCAGCUCAAUCCGGAGGCUGCAGGUUAGAUCAAGAGAGAAAAAGAACAGAAGGAGAAGACAAGGCGGAAUCUUCUUCAUGACUGUAAGGUAUAAUUAGAGAUGCUUUCCAUCUUUUACAGCAUGCAGGCUCUUCGCGCUCGUGCCACGAUGAGGGAGAUGUUUUUGCUGGCUUCGCUCGCGCUCCUCAGCCGCGUGCCUUCCAUCGGCUCUUCUUCCGAUUACGAGUACUACGUCUGGAGCGCGAGCAGCCACAGAGAGAGCCGCUGCACGGAAAUCCCCGAGGACCUGCGGCUGUGCCACGGCAUCGGCUACACGCGGAUGCUGCUGCCCAACCUGCUGGAGCACGAGAGCAUGGCGGAGGUGAAGCAGCAGGCGAGCAGCUGGGUGCCGCUCGUGCACAGGAGGUGUCACGCGGACACGCAGGUUUUCCUGUGCUCGCUCUUUGCACCGGUGUGUUUGGAGAAAAAAGUUGGUCCUUGCAGGCUGCUCUGUGAGUCUGUGCGUGAUGCCUGCAGCCCCAUCAUGGAGGCGUUCGGCUUCGGCUGGCCAGAAAUGCUCAACUGCAGCAGGUUUCCACUCGAGGAAAAGGAUUUGUGUAUCACUAAAAACCACACGGAAAAGUCUAAAGAGUCUGAACACAAGGCUGCAUGUCCACAGUGUGACUUCGAGAUGAACGCAGAUGUCAUUCUCCAGAACAUGUGCGCCAGCGAGUUCACUAUCAAAGCAAAAAUAAAGAAAACAAAAAUAGAGAACGCGGAUAAGAAGGUGAUGCUACAGAAGAAGAAGAAAGCAGUGCGGAAUACAGCUCUGAACAAUCAGGAACUGAAGAAGCUGGUGUUGUAUCUAAAAACCGGAGCUCACUGUCCCUGUCAACAACUGGACAACACGAGGAAUCAUUAUCUAAUCAUGGGACGCGAAGUGAAAAAACGCUACAUACUGACUGGCAUCCACCAGUGGGACGAAGAGAACGCAGAGUUCAGGAAAGUUCUGAACGAAAUCAAAACCUACAGAUGUUCUGCUCUCGAUUCUCUUUUUAAAUAAUUCACCCACAAAAAAGUGACACACACUAUAACACUCCUGUAGUGUUCACUCCUUAGUAAUUUUGUGUCUCACUCACCCAGGCCAUUUUUUAAAGAAAUUGAUAACAGUAUCAUAAAUCCCCAACAGGGGUGGGUGAUAUGACAAAAUGAUCAUAUUAUGAUAUUUAAAGAUGACAUCACAAUAAGGAUCACAAUAUAUUCAGUAGGUUCGGUAAACAAACUGCCCACAAGUGUGAAAAACUGAAUUUUCAUGAUCUUUUUAUUUAAUAUCUGCAAAAAUAAAUUAAAAGGAGGAAAAAAAAGUUGUAAUUAAAGUUUAACAUUUUACAAUUUUUUAGAUUCAGUCCCAAAAAAAACAGAAAACCAGCUGCAACCAGAAUUUGUAAUUAGUUUAGAAACAGUUAAAUGUUACUACGAUACCUGUGAUAUCUCAGAAAAGAGUAACAAUAUCCAUAUUAUAUCAUAUCUAUCAUGUCACCCAGCCCUAAUCCAUAAUCCAUCCUUUCAUCUCAGUAAUGACUGUUUAUCUUAUCUUAUCUUAUAUAUUAUAUUUGUAUAUACAAUAUUAACGCUUUUAUUUGCUUUUGUUUGUUCUUUCAGAAAUGAGACAAGACCAAAAUAUUUUUUUUUAGCACCAUCUUUGCUGGGUUUGCAUUUUUCUUUUUCAUCACGAUAUAAGCGUUCUUUCUUUCAUUCAGUUCUGUGUUGUAUUUUAAUCAAGUUGUUCUUACUAAGAACAUAGUUGCAUUACAGGUAGGACUUCAGUUUCCGUGUACUCACACAUAUUACUCUGCUUCUUCAUUUUAUCGAAAUAUUCACUCGUAACUAGUCAUGUGCUGAAAAUCAGAUACAGUCCUCUAUCAUAACCUUCCAUAGUGAUCUACCUGGGAGGAGACUCCCUGCAAAGGCAGCAUUUUGGACCAGUGUUUGUGUUUCAGAGAGAAAACCUGUGGAAGGUGUUUUCUAAGGGUUAUUAUUUUGAACACAUUUGGUAAUGGCGGUAAUUCUGUUCACCAAUUCUGCGUUCCGUGACUUUUAAAUUCAGUAUAUGUGCAAAAUUAAACUUAUCAAAUGUUAGGCAGUUAUUGUAAGCUGAAACUUUUAUACUGAUGUCUCGUUGUAGAUGUGCUCAAGUUAUUGCUAUCUGCUUGAAUUACACCUCAGAGAACUGCAUUUUUCAUGAAAACUCUGAUUUGUAAACAUGGUUUUAAUUAAAUUUUAAUUAAACUUUUUACUUUCA
Molecule: messenger RNA, 2324 nt
Organism: Pangasianodon hypophthalmus (striped catfish)
Lineage: Eukaryota; Metazoa; Chordata; Actinopteri; Siluriformes; Pangasiidae
Gene: sfrp1b
Product: secreted frizzled-related protein 1b
Exons: 5
Coding region: 144-1085 (313 amino acids)
Biological process (GO): non-canonical Wnt signaling pathway; canonical Wnt signaling pathway; negative regulation of canonical Wnt signaling pathway
Molecular function (GO): Wnt-protein binding
Source: RefSeq, a predicted model, not a curated record